Molecule: messenger RNA, 921 nt
Organism: Dendronephthya gigantea
Lineage: Eukaryota; Metazoa; Cnidaria; Anthozoa; Malacalcyonacea; Nephtheidae
Exons: 4
Coding region: 1-921 (306 amino acids)
Molecular function (GO): oligosaccharide binding
Source: RefSeq, a predicted model, not a curated record
AUGAUCAAGCCUAGGCCUUUUACCACCACUUUUAUCUUACUUUUGCUUAAAACUGCAAAUAUUAACGCUAACAGUUGCUCCCCGAAGAAUUACGAUGUCGUUAGAGAAGGGGGUUCAUCGUUACCCAGUGGUGAAAUAAUAUCGAGACACAACGUAACAUCUUCGGUGGUCAUGUUGGAAUGUCACACUCACUGCAAAGACGAUGAAAAAUGUGUUGGUUUCAACUACAGAACAACAAAAAAUGUUGAGAAUUGUCAACUGACCAACGUCACCAACAACAGAGGCGACUCAAACAAACGAGAUUGGAUAUUGCCGUGGGAUGCUGAAGAGAUUGAAUCAGUAAAAUUAUUCUGUGACAUGAAAGCUGAUGGAGGUGGCUGGACUCUGGUUAGCAACCUUGUUCUGAAUCAGCCUAGAGGAAUGGAUUGGUCCCUGGGAAAUGAUUAUCAACAAAUUAGUGAAUACGAAACCCGAAAGCUUGCUCUUUCAACGUAUGUUCUUCAUGUCUUGAGAUCGAAAAUGUCGUUCAAUCAACUCAGAUUUUUUUGUCACAAAAAGAAUCCGGGACGAGUCUUUGAUAUCGCUACGAAUAAAACCAACAAUCUUGGCCAAGAAGUUAUUAAGUAUUUUACUGCUCAGACAAACACCCUCCCCAAGAGCUAUGGAUCUUAUUAUCGUUUACCCGAUGACAAUUCAAUGCUGGCCAGUCAGUGUUCUCAGUGGGGUCGUGAAUGGGGAAAAUUCAAAGUUAAUAAAUGGCAUCAUAGUGGAUAUCAUGUCCAAGAUCGUUUAUUCGAUCAUACAGCGUUUGUUCCUGCCAAAUUUUACUGGUUAAUUGAGAAAUCAGGUGGUCGCUGGGAAUGCGAUGAUUUCAAAUACCCAGCAUCGAAAAAUGACUUUUGGAAAAUUUUUGUUCGCUGA